Messenger RNA from Apis laboriosa (Himalayan honeybee), 775 nucleotides. RefSeq lists its product as uncharacterized. The coding region runs from base 81 to 608 and encodes 175 amino acids. Lineage: Eukaryota; Metazoa; Arthropoda; Insecta; Hymenoptera; Apidae. The record is from RefSeq and is a predicted model, not a curated record. The transcript is spliced from 3 exons.
CUCGCUCUCCCAGGAGAGGACUGGGAACGGUGGUCGUUGGCCACCGCGAAACGGCUGAUUUCAGCUGGUAAUUCCGAGAAAUGAGGGGCUUGUGGCCGGUGAUGCUGAUUCUGGCAAGGAUCCUCGAGCCGCUCCUCGGGGACGACGGGUGUCACCGUAACGACACCGACCACGCCAUUCCUUGUCAAAGAUCGCGGGAGUUGCUGCUGUCCAGGCGGAGGCGUCUCGCUUUUCCACAGGGCAGCACGUUCGUGUUGACAGGGUCCAUCUUGCAACCGAUUCCCGUCAGAUUGCCGAGUAAUUGGAAUCUGGUGUUCGAGUUCGACAUGAUCUGGCCUAUACCGACCACGGAGGAUUAUAAGAGGAAGAAGAAGUACAAGAAGUACAAGAGGAGACAGUGGAUGGUGAAACGACGUCAUCGGCGAGAGUUGUACGCCACCUUUGAGAUGGCGUUGAACAGCCAAAACUUGCCGGGAAGAGAGUGCACGCUGAGAACGAUCUGCGAGGCGAGAACUUUGUUGAGUCCACCUGGCGAUUCCUUCGUGGAAGAUGCCCUCCGAUUGAUAUUAAGGUACAAUAUUUGCUCGAAGUUGUAUUGUAUCGAAUAACCGUUAUCCACACGUUUAUUUCUUUCUUCUUUCUCUUUUCUUUUUCUCUUCUUCUCUCUCCUUUUUUUCUCUUUUUUUUUUUAGCAACGUCGACAACGUGAGACGAGUCGAUUCCUACGACGUCGCUUAUAGAACCGAGACGCCUUGCGAAGUUGCUUACCCCUGCC